GCAGGGCCGGGAGGAGGGGAAGGCUCGGCCCGGCCCCGCCGCCUCCUGAUUGACUCCCAAGUUUCUGCUCCUCCUUUGCCUCAACUUCGCCGUCUCCGGCUGCUCGGAGCGCCGAGCCCGCACCCCCCGGCCCCUCCGCAGCACCGAGCAGGUUGUCGUGUGUCUGUGGGGGCUCGGGGUCGGAGCCCAGAGCAGCCAGCACCAUAGCGUCCAACAGCUGGAACGCCAGCGGCAGCCCCGGAGAGGGGCGGGAAGAUGGCCAGGACGGCAUGGACAAGAGUCUGGACAAUGAUGCCGAGGGCGUGUGGAGUCCGGACAUUGAGCAGAGCUUCCAGGAGGCGCUGGCGAUCUACCCUCCCUGUGGCCGGCGGAAAAUCAUCCUCUCGGAUGAGGGCAAGAUGUACGGUCGGAACGAACUGAUAGCGCGGUACAUCAAGCUGCGGACGGGGAAGACACGGACGAGGAAGCAGGUGUCCAGCCACAUACAGGUUCUAGCUCGGAAGAAGGUGCGGGAGUACCAGGUUGGCAUCAAGGUCUCUAGCCACUUGCAGGUUCUUGCCCGACGGAAAUCUCGUGAGAUUCAGUCCAAGCUGAAGGCCAUGAACUUGGACCAGGUGUCGAAGGAUAAGGCUCUGCAGAGCAUGGCUUCCAUGUCCUCCGCGCAGAUCGUGUCAGCCAGCGUCCUGCAGAACAAGCUCAGCCCCCCUCCUCCUCUUCCUCAGGCCGUCUUCUCUGCUGCCCCCAGGUUUUGGAGUGGCCCUAUCCCAGGACAGCCUGGACCCUCUCAGGACAUUAAACCAUUUGCACAGCCAGCUUACCCCAUCCAGCCACCCAUGCCUCCAUCACUAGCCAGUUACGAGCCCUUGGCUCCGCUCCCACCAGCUGCCUCGGCCGUGCCGGUCUGGCAGGACCGCACCAUCGCCUCCACCAAGCUCCGUCUCCUUGAGUACUCCGCCUUUAUGGAGGUGCCACGGGAUGCCGAAACGUACAGCAAACACCUCUUCGUGCACAUCGGCCAGACAAACCCCUCGUACAGCGAUCCACUGCUGGAGGCUGUCGACAUCCGCCAGAUCUAUGACAAGUUCCCCGAGAAGAAAGGUGGCCUCAAGGAGCUCUAUGAGCGUGGGCCCCAGAACUCCUUCUUCCUCGUCAAAUUUUGGGCGGAUCUGAACAGCACGAUCCAGGACGGGCCGGGGACUUUCUAUGGUGUCAGCAGCCAGUACAGCAGUGCAGAGAACAUGACCAUCACGGUCUCCACCAAGGUGUGCUCCUUUGGGAAGCAGGUCGUGGAAAAGGUGGAGACGGAGUACGCACGGCUGGAGAACGGCCGGUUCGUCUACCGCAUCCACCGGUCUCCCAUGUGCGAGUACAUGAUCAACUUCAUCCACAAACUCAAGCACCUCCCGGAGAAGUACAUGAUGAACAGCGUCCUGGAGAAUUUCACCAUCCUGCAGGUUGUUACGAACAGGGAUACCCAGGAAACCUUGCUCUGCAUAGCCUUCGUUUUCGAGGUCUCCACCAGCGAGCACGGCGCCCAACACCACGUGUACAAGUUGGUCAAGGACUAGAGGGGCCCUCGGGGGCAUGAGGGGCGCACAGGGGAGGGAGGGAGCCGUGCAGAGAUGCCGCCUGUGCCCGGUGCUUCCUGAGAAGUCAUUUGAAGAGAGGAGGAGGAGGAGGAGGAGAAGGAGGAGGAGAAAAAAAAACCCAAACUAUAGCCAAAAAGAAAAAAAGACUGACUUGUGAUCACCGAUGUUUUCUACUUAGGAACAGUUUCUUUUUUUUUAAAAAUAAAUAAAAAAAAAAAAAAGAAGAAUGAGAAAAGCAGCGUAGGGAGAAAGGAAACCCGCGUCCGGCGCUGGAUGGGGAGACACCGGCUCUUGGAGCUGCCCAUGAAGGCUGUGAGCCUGCCGUGCCACCACCAGCAGCGGGAUGUCGGAGCGGAGGGUGAUUCCUCUUUGCUCGGCUGUGGUCCCAGUGCCAAGUGGAGAGGAGCGAGUACGGAUGGGCUGGAGGACGUGGCAUCGCACCAGGGCUGGUUUGAAAUGGAUUGUUGGCAUGGCAGCAGCCACGGCGUCGGUACCGCCCAGCAGAGCCCAGCGGGUGGUGGCGGGGAGUGUGGGGACAGACGUAGCGAGGUGGGAGCAGGUAGGAGCAGGGCAGAGUGGCGGACAGAGGGAUGCUGCCACCUCCCCAGGGAUUGGCACUCAGGAUGCUCCUUCUCCAUGCCGGGGCACUGGGAGCCUGCGGCACUGAAGGCGGGAGGGCAUUGAUGAUGCAAACUAUUUUUUAAUGGCUUAUUUUUUCCCCCUUUUUUUAAAAAUUAAAGUGCUUUUUAAUCCUUUUUAAAAAGACACCAUGAUUGGAAUCAGGAUUGUGCCCUUCUGCAGUGUCCGGGACCUGCUCCCCUCCCACCCUGCUGUGCUGGUGACUGGAGGAGGCGUGCGCGGGGUUGGAGUUGGGCAUGAGGGACUGGCUUGUGUAGAGCAGGUUUGGGGGGGGUCACCAUCUCUCUGUGGUCGCUGCAGACUUGAGGCUGGAUUUUAGGUGGCAGUGGGAUCCCCUGGGGUCUGCGUGUGCUUUCAGGGCUUGCACUUGGGGUGACCGAGCUUAAAUGCACCAUGGUCGCUUGCUGAGGAGCACUCGGGUGAGAGCACUGAGGCUGGAUUUGCCUGAUUUACUUUGCGUAUGUAUGUUUUCCAGCUUUUUUCUUUUUUUUGCUCCACCUUUUUUGCCUUUUUUUCUGACUCUUCUGGUUUCAGCUGCUCCCCAGGGCCGGCUUGCGUGCAUCCCAUGGGAAGCAGCCAGCGAGACAGCUCGUGCAGGGAGAAGCACAUUGUGCAAUGCAGGGCCAGGCUGCAAGAAAGCAGAGUUUGGGACAGAGAGGGGACAGGAUAAGAGGGACGCCAGGACAGGGGGACUGGGUCUGCUUGGAGCUAUUCUUGUGGCUGCAGCCCAAAAUAAGCCAAGGCAGCAUGCCUGGUCCUGAGGCUGCAGCCUGCAAGGGCAGAUGCCAGGCAGAGCAUCCUCAGGGUGCAGGAGGGAUGCAGAGGGACAGAGGUUGGGUCUCGCGGUGGUGGCACGGAGCAGGGUGGCAGGAGGCUGGCAGGGAGACAGGGAACUCUAGAAGAGCAGGUCUGGGUUGAUUUCUCAUGCUGGCAGGGGAGCGAAAGCAGUGGGAGGUGCAGAGCCAGGUGCCGUGGGAGGGUAGGAGCGGUUCAAGGGGUGCUGGAGCUUGGGACAGGGUGGGGACAGGGGACUUAGGCUUGAUGCUGCUGGGUGCAGAGGAGCAGGAGCAGCCCCAGAGCUCAGGAAAGGGCUGCCAUCGCAAUGCCACGUGUCCCAUUUAACAUCGCACUGCUGGGAGAUGCCACCCAUCCCCAUAGAAUGGGGCAGAGCCACCCUGGCCCUGCACCCAGGAGAGGACACAGCGGUGGGGAUGGAUGGAGGUGGCAAACAGGGGGAAAGAGAGAGGGGAAAAAUCCAGGGAAAGGCACUGAUAUCCCAUCCCAGGGCUGUGCUGGGGCAACCUGGCCGAGUUCUCAUAUGUAGCAUGUUUGAUUGUUGUUUUGUGGUUCUUUUUUUAAUUUCUUUGCUUUCACUCACUGAUCUAAAACUCUGGGAACGAAAACUCCAAACUUCCCCACUAUAAAACAGAGGUGUGCCCUGCUCCCGGCCCCGCCGGUGAACGAAGCUCAUCAUUAACUGGACACGUUUGUGCUUCCAUCCCUCUCUCCAUCCCAACAAGGCACCCACCCAACCUCUCCCCACGCACACGGGGCCCCGGCACUGAUCCCAGAGACCCUUUCUCAACCCCCUCAGCCCCUCCGUUCUCCUCCAGUGUAUUUAUGAAUUUCACAUGAAGUACUGUUUUAUUUUUUUAAAGACUUUGUAAAGCUUACCAGGGUUACAAUCACCAUUUUUAGAGCUGUGUCAGUCCACGAUGUUAAAAAAAAAUCCAUUUUUUUUUUAUGUAUUAUAUUUUUUGUGUAUUUUUUUUUAAUCCAGCUGUGAUGGGUUGUAUCAUAUAUUUGUUGUGUUUACUGUAUCUGUCCAACUUCAAAGAGAGGAGACUGUGGAGCUCCAAGAAAACUACGGUCUGCUGAAAAAAAAAAACCAAACAAAAAAAAUCAUUAAAAUUAUUUGUUC
Molecule: messenger RNA, 4149 nt
Organism: Cuculus canorus (common cuckoo)
Lineage: Eukaryota; Metazoa; Chordata; Aves; Cuculiformes; Cuculidae
Gene: TEAD3
Product: TEA domain transcription factor 3
Exons: 14
Coding region: 270-1568 (432 amino acids)
Biological process (GO): embryonic organ development; positive regulation of transcription by RNA polymerase II; hippo signaling
Cellular component (GO): transcription regulator complex
Molecular function (GO): DNA-binding transcription factor activity, RNA polymerase II-specific; RNA polymerase II cis-regulatory region sequence-specific DNA binding
Source: RefSeq, a predicted model, not a curated record